AAACGCGGAUUGAAACAGAUUGUACGACUCUACGGGUCGCAAUGGCUACUGCGCCGCAAGGACAACAAGUUUUACUGUUCAGUUAAACAAGUCCUAUGUGAGGAACACGCCGGGCGGAAUCGUCUUAGCCACACUUUUUAAUGCGAGACACUCGUUGGACAACGGAAAAAUGUCCCAGGGAUGUAUAACUUCUGUGGAGGAGAUCCAGUCUUGGUGGGAAGUCCCCGCCAUAGCGCACUUCUGCUCUCUCUUCAGGACGGCGUUCAAUUUACCAGACUUUGAAAUCGAGGAACUUGAGCAAGCACUACUGAAACAAGACCAAGACUUCCUCUCAGACCUCCUCUGCUCCCUGCUGAAAGGAUGUUACCAGCGAAGAGACAUCACGAUUCAGUCCUUUAGCAGUUACCUGGAAGACAUUAUCAAUUACCGCUGGGAACUGGAAGAAGGGAAGGCCAAUCCACUGAAGGAGCACCAGUUUGAAGAGCUGCCACCCCGCACACAGGUGGAACUCUUGCACAGACUCUGUGACUAUCGUCUUGAUGCUGCUGAUGUCUUUGAUCGGCUCAAGGGCCUGGAUGCAGAUAGUUUACGUGUUGAGCCUCUGGGCCGGGAUGGGAACGGGGCCCUCUAUUGGUAUUUUUAUGGUACGCGGCUGUACAAAGAGGAGCCAGUCGAAGCAAUGUCUCCCCAAUUCAGUGACAGUUACAACAGAGAAAAGAAAAGAAGAGGGAGGCCACCAAAGAAGUCUGAAGAUAGAUUGGCCACGGAGGAGGAAGGGGAAGACUCUGUGAAGGAAGAGGAUGAAAUUGUUGUGGAGCCCAUGCCUGUAAUAGAGCGUGAGCGUGGGGCCUGGUCUCUGGUGUGUGACACAGAGGAGCAGUGGGUCAAUCUGGCCGAAAGUGUUAAGGACAAAAUCUCUCCUCAGGACCGGCACCUGCACCGCAUCAUCACUCAAAACUUCCUGUCUGAGAUCAGAAACAUGAUUGAACACAAGGAGAAAGAGAUGAAGCAGAAGACACUGAAUCUGCCCAAGGAACACAACAGCCUUUGCCACACUGAACAAAAUGGCAGCAAAGAGAAUGGGCAGACACGAGUCACAAAUGAAGUUGACAAGCAGAAGGAGGAGGAUCUGGAAAGGCAAGUCCUGCUCGCUGAACAACGGAAAGAAGAAGAGAGACUGCUUCAGGAAGAACGGGAGAGAGAGGAACAGGAGAGAGUCCAAGCUGUCGAGGAGCGUGCACGUAGAAGGAAGCAGCGAGAAGAGAAGGCCUGGUUGCUCUCUCAAGGAAAAGAACUUCCCCCUGAGCUGCUGAAUCUGGAGACUCACUCACCUAGUCGCCGAACACGUCGCACCAAAGAGUUUUAUGACAUAGAUGAUGAUUACACUGCUCUGUAUAAAGUGUUGGAGGCCCUCAAAGCACACAAAGAUGCCUGGCCUUUCAUGGAGCCUGUUGAUGAGUCUUAUGCCCCCAACUAUCAUGAAAUCAUACAGACUCCAAUGGACCUGUCCACCAUUGAGAGAAAGCUGAAUGAUGGGGAGUACGUCGCUAAGGAUGAGUUUGUGGCUGAUGUAAAGCUUAUGUUUGAGAACUGUCUGGAAUACAAUGGAGAAGAGAGUGAAUACACAAUAAUGGCUGAGUCCUUGGAACGCUGCUUUAGCCGGGCCCUACUGAAGCACUUCCCUGCUGAGGAUGGCGACACGGACGAGGAGUUUCACGUGAGCAGUGAGGACCGUGACCGCAAGGAUAAAAAGAAGAACAAAAGUCACAAACAGUCAGGUCCUGAGAGCUUGAUCAGAGCCACUGAGCAAGUUCAAAAACGCAAAACAUCCAAUAGUGGAAAAGGAAACAAUCAGCAACAAGACUAUCCCAAAUCUGCUUUACAAUACCCUCCCCCACACUAUACCAGUGGUCCCCCACAUCCUCAUAACAUCCACCCAAGACAGCAACAGGCUGGCAUGCUACAUCCUGCUCAACAGUUUCAACAACCUAUAGGUGCUUUGAGACCAGGAAUGUAUGCUCAACGAAUGAUGAUUGACCCUCAGUAUCCAUAUCCUGGACAAAGACCCCUUAUGUCCAGGCCACCGGUGGACCACAGAAGUCAGCAUAUACCUCAGUACAGCAUGCAGGGUUCCCACAUAAAUGGUCCACAUCUUGGUCCUGGAUACCCGAUUGGACUUGAUGGCCAACCACUUCAACCUCCACAUCAGCAACAUUCUUAUCCUGGUCCUACUCAUGGUCCAUCUCUUGGCCCAAGGCCAAUGACUCUUCAGCCUGGAGGUUUCUGUGCCCCUCCACCUGAAGGCACCAUGCACCCUUCACAGCAACAUCCAGAAGGGCAGUCCAUUCAGCCUAUGGGUAACCAGUACCCCAGGCCAGGAGUCCCAAUGCAUAGUUCCUACCCUCCUUAUGGCCCUCAUAGUAUGAACGUGCCCAGGCUGUGGCCUCCCAUAAACCAUCAUGGGCAGCCGACACCUGGUGGACCUAUGAUGCAAGAGCAGAGUGCAACAAGCCAGCAUCCAUACAAUAACAACAUGAUCCGUCCUCCACACGGUACUGGUUAUGCAAUGACAAAUGGUCAAUACAGAAUGCCCUCUGUCAGCUCCCAAAGUCCCAUUGGCCAAAGACCAACAGGGGCCCCUCAGGUCUCAAGGCCACAUUUAGCUUCCAUGCUUGAUAGCCCAGAGAUGAUUGCCCUCCAGCAGCUCUCAGCCUCAUCGUUUCAUCGUGUUGAGAACUUUCAGCCUGUCCCACAAAGUGAUGGUAAUGCUUUAGCUUCUGCUGCUUUGUCUCCUGAAAACCAGCUCAUCAGGCCUGUUAUAGAUGGCACUGCAGACAUCCAGCACACUCCCGCAUUCCCCAAAGGUUCAAGUCCAAAAUCUGGUGAUAAACCGUCAACUGGAGAAAAUGCUUUGACUGAAGCUGACAGCAAUUCUCAUCACAAUCCAACAGAAAAAUCUGAGCAGCCUUCUCUAGGAACAGCUGUGACAUCUGUGUCCAAUCCAAGCACUGAAGGCCCCAGUCAGAAUGAAGAGAAACAUAGACUAUCAAAUCAAGAGAAAAUCCACAGUGAUAACUACCCAUAUUCUCAAUCCCAAUCAGGUCCCCCACAGCAAAAAUCUGUUGAUGACUCUUCAUUACCCCUAAAUGGUCCUCAGCCAAUGUCCCAUAAAACCCCAGAUGAAAUUCCCCAGUAUCACUCUCAACAAAUCCAUAAACAUGUUCCACCACAAUUUAUUCAGAAUGGUUCUCAACAGCAGUCUCAGAAUGUUCCUUCACAUGUUCUGCAGAAUCCUCCUCAACAGAUGGUUCCAAAUGCAUUUCAUCAGUCUGCUCAGAACAGCUCAUCGCAAGUAUCACACAAUGGAUCAGUCAGAGGGCCACAGACAGGACCUCUUCAUGGAAUGCCACAGAUUCCACCUCAGGGGGGUCAGCCUGGUGUUCAUCAGCCUGCAACCCUCAGCUCUCUACCUCCUAGCCACCCUGUAUCGCAUCCACUUGCUCAACCCUCUCCAGCUGAUCAGGGAGACCAAAGGCCUUGUGAGCCUACCAGCAGACAAGUGUCAGGUGGGAGUACAGCUUCCCAAGAUAACAGCAACGCUAACAUGAGAACUGACUGUGCCAGUGGGCUUUACAAACCACAGCCCUUCAGUCCAGAGUCACAAACCCAACUAGGAAGGCAGGAGUUAACACCCCUUCACAAUCAGCCUCCUCCGAUACACUCUCAGGUUCCAGAGAGUAACACUGUGACCCAAUAUGGUACAACUGAGCCAGCACAUCAACACUUUGGCCCACAGAUGGGUAGAGGAUUACACCCGCCAAAUCACCAGCCUUACCCAAACCAGGGACCACCAUCACAGGGAAAUAGCCCUUAUCAAAAUCCUGCACACUAUCCUGCUUAUCACCAACAAGGUGUUCCAUACCAGUAUCGCAUGGCCACACAGCAUCCUCAAGGCCAAACCAGCAUGUAUCCUCCGUUCCAACAGCAACAGCAGCAGUUCUAUCAGCACCUCCGACAUGGCAGACCUGGAUUUCCAUCUGAGGAGUGGCCUAGAUCUCCAUACCAGCCUCAGCACUCAAUGAUGCCCAAUUCUUACCCAUCACCAUCAUUCAUUGGAAGUUUUAAUGGUCGACACAAGGACAAUAGCAUGUCUCCACAUGGCUCGGAUGGAUCUGUUGGGAGCUUAAUGUCACCUGGUCCUUUACCCGAUGGUUCCCAUAGCAGUACGUUGGAAAACAGAGAGGAUGGCAGCCCUGCCAAGCAGGCAAGGACUGAUGAGCCUUCUGAACGGUCUGAGAGCCCAAAGGAGAUCUUGGACCUGGACAGCCAUAAUGCAACAGCCCGACAUCGUACUUCGGCUCAGCCACACCCCAGUUUCCCAUAUGGGCCUCGUGGCAUGCAGCAGAGUGGUUCUCUUCCACCCCAUAUAGUGGCAAGUGGGCCGUAUUCUGGCCAGCACUUUCCCAGUGGACAUUUUGCACCACAGCAUCCUCAUCCACAUUUGAUGGAAGCUUUACAGAGGCCCCAGCACCUGCCUUUCUCUCCAGGCCAAUCUCGCAUGGCUAUGUACAGGCAUUCAAAUGUUGCAGGACACUUCCAGGGAAUGAUGGUUCCUCAAAGAGCAGUGGUUGCAGAACACUUACUUCGCACUGGGCACCAGAUGUUGGGUACAGCAUCUCCCAAUGGUCCAGGUAAUAAACAAGGAGUAUGAAAAGUAGAAUUUCAUUGGAAAAUCAAGGAAAAUGUAUAUUUUACAACACUGUUACAUCCUGAAAUAUACAAGAAAAUGGAAAUGACAACAAAAAUUUAGGAAGAUUAAUAUGAUCAUUUGCUGAAAAAGGCAAGUUAUUUUAUUAUCUGAAGUCCUGAUCCGCAGACAUGCUCCACUACCCACCUAGAAGACGUUUUUUAGCUAGUGAUAACCCAUCCUCGUCUGGAUUAGGGACUCCUUUGCAGUGAGGAGGAAAAAGAACAACUCACAGUACCAAGAGAUGGGAUCAUUGACCAGGGAAAAGCUGUGAAUCUUCAGUCCUGUUUAUUGCUCAUAUACUGUUUGAACUCCAUAAUACUGGUCUACAGCUUCACUUUUCAGCUCGGAAUGGAAUGUCUCUUUGGCCUCAUUCCCUACAAAGGAACAACAUCUUCAAUUUCCUUUGGAUGGGCUGUUACUUGGAAAGUAAAUAAACUAUUUUUUUCCAGUCCAUGAGAAGAGCAAGGUGUGAUUUACCAGUUCAUGUUCUGGUUUAAAAUUAAACUCAGGUGUAGUAUAUAGGGUACUGGGGCAACUGGAGCUUUUUUUCAAGCUCUUUGGACAAACUAGACCUGGUUGCCUUGAUGUACUUGUUGAAUGUUCUGUGAAAGAUUUUAGAUACAGUAGUAGUUCAACUUAAGGAAUAAAAGAUGGAUCUUGUGCUCCACUGGGAAACACCUCACCUGGAGUGUUUUAAUGAGGUGAUGUUCAUCUCAACUAAAAGUAUCCACUUGAUUUCUGGUGAUGUGCAUUCUUUUAAUGCCACUUCAAUUUGAAGAUUGUCUUUUUUUCUUAGACUGGCAGAGAACUUUGCUGCUCUAUUUGUAAUGCACAAGGAAUAGUCUUUAAUACUGGAAUUAGUGGCCUUGGACAUAAAUUAGAUGUGUGCUCCUUUGUAUGGGACUAAAUUCUAACUUUUCACUCAAGUUGUCUAUCUCUGAUCUGUUGUCUUGUUCCAUGUUGAUGUGUCCCGCUAGUUUAUGUGUGCACAGAAUGAAUCAGAUUUCAGAUACUGAGGUAGCCAUCUUUCACCUAAAUAUCUACAGUUUUCUAGUAAUUCAUGGCUUUUGGGAUUCCUUGAAGGCUGGUUUAUUGUUUUCACCUAAAAUCAUUUAUCACUGGUCAUCAAUCUUAAAAUGUUUUUUUCACAUAUUGGAAUGUAAAUUGAAUUUUUGUCACAAUUGACAACCUGCUGAAGUCGCAAUACUAAAAAUGCAUUAGAUGAGAGAAUAUAUAUCAGCCUUAAAACUUGUAAAAGUACCACUGUAGCUCAUUUUAUCAAAUAGGAGAAAUGUCGAUGUGCUCAUAUUUUACAUGAAUGCUUCCUCUUUUAUUUCAAUGUACUGAAUGUGUCCUCAGGGUGUAGUGGUUUUAAUACGGGUAUUGUCAAUAGAAUAUUCAUAGAAAAAAAUGCAAUGAAAUGUCACUGGAACUGUGAUUAACUUCAAUUCACCUGUAAACUUAGACACAGGAACCGGGCAAGCAGUGCUUGGGGUUAAUGGUGUUCUUUGAAUUAGUUUUAAAAAAUUUUUUUUUUUUUUUUUUUCGUUUAGUUUUUUUUUAAUGGGGGGAGAAAGGUUGAUAGGAAAAUGAACUAGAAUGGUUUUGUUCAUUUUAAUUGAUCCUACUGUUGUUGUCCUGCACUAAAUGAAUUACUUUGAAUAUCUGCUUUUUAUUGUUUUCUUGGUCUGUCUAAAUUACUAUUUUACUCAGCUCUUGUUGACAAACCAUUGAAAAUUAACAGCAAUUUGUGAGAAUAUGGCAGCAAGAAUAUCUACCUCAUAAUGCCAAAAUGUGGCACAUUCUCCAUUCCCUUCAUAGACAUGUGGAUAUUUUUUUUUUGUACAUUUAAAUAUCCCUUUUUUAUGAUUUACAGCUUGAUCCGUACAUCAACACUAUAUAUAGCCUUAAUAUGUUCACUUGCAAAAACCGAACGGUAAUUAUUAAUUUAUCAGUGCCAAGUUUGAACAUGAUUAAAACAUAUGCAUUCCACUUUUUGAAUGUUGGUGUUUACAACCAUAAGUGAAAUGAAGGCAGCAUCCUAGAAAGUUUUGCCCUCAUUUUGCGGAAUCCAUGCUGAAGUGGAAAAGAGGUUGUACACGUUUGUGCGAAGGAUUUGACAAUGAUUUUUUUUUUUUUAUGGUACACUGAGAUCAUUUGUCCCAGAAACCUGUGAUGGUGCAAAAUGUCGGACAGUAAUAUUUUAGUAUUUUUGUGGACCUGUGAACUGUUUAUAUGUAUUUUAUGAACUAGGGAUAUGGAAAUAUUAGCAGCUGUGAGAUGACAUGGACAUUGUCCACCAUUUUGUACCUGUCUUAGCUCAUAAGUAAAGAUGUAUCACUUUAGCAGUCUGUCAGAGGUCUGUCCUUUCUCCACUGUUAAUAUAUAAAGGGAUGAUUUAGUUGUAAUGGACUACAAGAAUGUGUGGAUAUUGCUGUGUACAGAUGUUUUUCUUUUCUUUUCUUUCACCUAUUGGUGGGUAUUGGUAAUGGAUCUGUAUCUCUUGAAAUCCACCCUUCCACAUCUCUGCUGUCGUUUAUUCUGUCUGUACUAGUUAAGAAACUAGUUGGUUAAAUGUGAAUCAUAUUUAUUUGUUCUUAUGUUUUGUAAAUUCUUGUAUUUUUUUUUUUUUUUUAAUAUAAGUGUGUUAUGUUUGUUUUGAAAAGGUUCACUUUACCUCAGUAGCAAAGAUGGCAUCCAAAACAACACCUGUAACUUUGUGAAGUUUACAAGUUCUUACCUGACUGACGAAUUAUUUUGGAAAUGGACCGAAGUAUUUUCUAUACUGUACAUUUUAGAAUAAAUUACGUUUCAUUAGA
This is a messenger RNA of Cyprinus carpio (common carp), 7569 nucleotides long. Its product is annotated as chromatin remodeling regulator CECR2. Gene Ontology annotation, biological process: chromatin remodeling. Lineage: Eukaryota; Metazoa; Chordata; Actinopteri; Cypriniformes; Cyprinidae. The record is from RefSeq and is a predicted model, not a curated record. Gene Ontology annotation, molecular function: protein binding. Gene Ontology annotation, cellular component: CERF complex.